ACACCUCCUGAUAUUGCUCAAUAUUUACUUGAGUGAAAGAAGUUGCAGCAACCUGAAAGAGAAGCUCUCAUUACCCACUUCCCAUCAUCCAAGUAAAACCCUCAACACUGUUGGAACUGCAAAGCCCUCAACACUCCAGGGCACUGUUGGAGAGAUGAGACAAUACCACCAGCUACCCUUAGUGGGGUUCCUAUUGUUUUCUCUCAUUCCAAGCCAACUUUGCAAGACGUGUGAGGUAACUGAAGAAAAUGAUGUCCAUCUAAACUCUCUGUUGAGCACAAUGACCACUUCAAAAUAUACAAGUGGAACCCAAUCUGCCAAUGUUCUGUUGUCCCUCAGACUUGUUGGGAUGCAGAACCAAACCCUAAAACAACAGCUGUCCCAACAAGUCAGAUCCAGUGUGGAGAUGAGAGAGUCAAAUUUAAGCUCAGGACAGCUUGCCAUGAUAAUACUUGCUUUGGGAGCAUGCCAUACCCCUGAUGAAACCUUUAUAUAUGAUCAUCACCUCAUCAGUCAUCUACAAAAUAAAUUCCAAGCAGAAAUUGAAAAUAUGGGAACACAUGAUGGCAAUCCACUGACUAAUUACUACCAGGUCAGCCUGGAUGUUUUGGUCUUGUGUCUAUUUAAUGGGAACUACUCAGUCACCAAAGUUGCUGACCUUUUCUCUCCUGAAAAUAAAAACUAUUAUCUUCGUGGCCAGUUCUCAGUAGACACUGGAGCGAUGGCAGUCUUGGCUCUGACCUGUAUGAAGAGGAGUCUAAUAAAUGGAAAUAUCAAAGCAGGUGAAGAGGACUUAAAGGAGAUCAAUAAUCACAUAGCAUCACUGGUAAAAAAAAUUCUAUCUCAGAAGAAAGAAAAUGGUCUCAUUGGAAACAUAUUUAGUACAGGAGAAGCUAUGCAGGCACUUUUUGUCUCAUCAAACUAUUAUAAAGAAAGUGAAUGGAAUUGCCAACAAACUCUGGACACAGUACUUACAGAAAUUUCUCAGGGAGCAUUCAAUAUUCCAAUUGCUGCAGCCCAGAUCUUACCUGCCCUGAUGGGAAAGACGUACUUGGAUGUUAGCAAAGACUCCUCUUGUGUCAGUGGUUCAGGUACCUUCAAUAUUUCCAGUCAUGUGCCUAAAUCUGUGACAACUCCUAACCCACCCUCAAAUAUAUCGGUCAAUUACUCUGUAGUAAUCACCAAAACAUAUUCCACCACCGUCACUGUGCCAAGUGGUUCUGUCUUCCUAGAUGUGAUGGAGGAAGCUCAGAAAAUAAAUGAGACUGUAUUUGGUUUCACAGUGGAGAAGAGCUCAUGGGGCCCCUACAUCACCUCUGUUCAGGGCCUAAAGGCCAACAAUAAUGAGAGAACCUUUUGGGAAAUUCUGAGUGGAGGCAAACCACUGAGCCAAGGAGUUGGUAAUUAUGUUGUCCACGAUGGAGAAAGCUUAGAAAUUCACUGGAGCAAAUACUAACAAGUCUAAACUUGCUCAGCUGGACGGACUUAACGCAAUGGGAUUCCAUGCAGAAAAAUUGUCUUAAUGCUUUCCUUUUCAUUUAUUCCAUUCCCAAGAAGAGAUUCACUAACCUUCCCUUCUUUUUAUGCAUAUUCAAUAAAAGAUUAAUAUGAUAACCAGA
Messenger RNA from Oryctolagus cuniculus (rabbit), 1619 nucleotides. RefSeq names its product transcobalamin 1 (gene TCN1). The record is from RefSeq and is a predicted model, not a curated record. Gene Ontology annotation, molecular function: cobalamin binding. NCBI's taxonomy places the organism in Eukaryota, Metazoa, Chordata, Mammalia, Lagomorpha, Leporidae. Gene Ontology annotation, biological process: cobalamin transport.